AUGGCAGCCUUCGAUAAGCAAGAGACAACCUACAAGCCUGUCUUUGAGGCGUUCGAGCAGCAACCAUGGAGUCAAUUCUCGCGAUCUCGCAACUUUGCCGCUGCAGGCCGACCGGCACCGGCCAAAGGAAGGCCCGUCACCAUGUCGGUUGUGUUGAAGGAUCAAUUGACGAUCAGUAGCUGGCUGCUGCUGGGAGCAAGUGCCCAGUGCGGGCUGAUCGGCUUGUUCGGAGCGAGGCUCUGGACGCUAGGCCUGCCGGUGCUGGUGUUGGGCUCACGCCUGAUCAAGACCGUCUUACAAACGACCGGUGUGAUUCGCAACCCUUUCCUGGACGGCAUCAUCCGCGGACGUACGACGUGCCAUUUCCCUGAUGCAGAUGGGGAGUACAAGGGGCCCGCAUCGAACAAGUCGAUGGCGGUGCUGCUGAUCUCUGUCCGUAGCAACCAUCCGAUGGGCAUCGCGGCGCCAGGUAUGAAGGAGCUCGGCGAGACUUUCAACGCAUGCGUCAAGUGGCUCGAAGAGGACUCGCACGAACGAGGCUUCCUGGGAAUGACGUCGUGGAUCAACUGCUCGGACCGCACGGCCAACAACGAGCUGCUCAACAUUGGCUACUUCCGAAGCGUCGAAGACAUCCAUGCUCUGGCGCACGAGGCGAUCCACAGAGCCGGUUGGAAGUGGUGGAACGAGUCGAAAGCCAACCUGGACCAUCUCACACUGACGCACGAGAUCUUUGCCGUCGACGAGGGUAGCUGGGAAAACGUGUUUGUCAACUCGGCACCGACGCAUCUGGGCACCACCGUGGUCAAGGGCGAUGACGGUAAAUGGAGAUCUCCACUGAUCUACACGUCGCCCGCUCAUCGAUCCUCGGCGAAUCGGAUGCGCCGCACGCAGACUGAGGCGCAGAAGAAGCGUCAAGACGAGAGCGAUGCCUUGACUGGCGAGGCCUACUGA
Messenger RNA from Pseudozyma hubeiensis SY62, 951 nucleotides. RefSeq lists its product as hypothetical. Lineage: Eukaryota; Fungi; Basidiomycota; Ustilaginomycetes; Ustilaginales; Ustilaginaceae. Bases 1 to 951 code for a protein of 316 amino acids. The transcript has a single exon. The record is from RefSeq and is a predicted model, not a curated record.